CUCCCUUCUGAAACUGCCUUGUCGAUACUGUGGGCUGCUUUGGUAGAGGAACCAGACGAAAAAGGCUCCAGCUGCCAUCAACUCAAGCGUUUGUGGUGUUUGAUGUAGUUGAAGCACUAAAUCCAGGGAAACAGAUGAAAAGCUAGCUAACUUGGUAAUAAUAUUUAAUGUCACAGGAAAUUGCUUCUAUGAAACUGAGGUGUUAGUACAUUUGAAACAUGUCCAAGUACCGGUAUGUCUGUGAUGCGUGUGAUUAUGUGGCAGAGACUCGAGGUACGCUUCUUCAGCAUGUUGCUUCUCAUCAUGCAGCUCAAGUAUUUAGAUGUCCAGCAUGCCCAUUUAUAACCCAGUAUCGAGCUAACUUACGCAGACAUAAGCGAACUAUUCAUGGAAUUCGACCUAAUGUAUCUCAUCGUAUGUUACAAAAAAUGAAAGUACGCAUGAGAAAGACACAAAAAUUUCAAGAUGGUGGCUACCAUGAAAAACAGGUUAACUUUUGCCAAUCACCUGGAAAUGUGAAAAAUCAGACUUUUCAAGCUUUAUCAAGUAAUAUCCCUGGUAAAUCUCAAUUGCAACUGAAAGCACCAAAAGAAGAUAAUGAUACCUUUGAUAAAAAGUAUUCUAUUACAUCAAAGAAAUCAACUGAAACCUUACCCUUAGAAGGCUAUCUUCGUGUACGAAGAGUCUACAGAUGCCGGCAGUGUGAUCUUGUUACUAUAAACCCCAGAAAAUUUUUAUAUCAUCGUCAAGAAGUUCAUAUGGAAAGAAUUACUGUGUAUGAAUGUCCCUACUGUUUGUAUGCAUCAAAAAACUUUCAAAAAUUACAAAGACAUUGUGGGAUGGUACAUAAAAAAAUGCUGGUUAAAAAUACAGAUUCGACUCAAAUAAAGCAGAAUCCUCAAAAUGAACGAAAAGCUGUAAAAAGUAUUCAGAAUUCUUGUCAAAAGCUACUUAAUUCUAGGUCUUUAACAUCUUCAAGCAAAACUAUAAAAGAUAAUGAUAUGGGUAGUCCACUGGAAAGAAAUAAAAACAAAGCAUCUUCCACAAAAUGUACUGAUGCAAAAACAAAUUCUACAGAAAAUCACAAAAAGGAAAAUCUUCAAAAGUGUGAUUAUGAAUGCCUCAAACACAAUUUGAAAACAAAAAGUAAAGUGGAAAUGAAGAGGCAUGAAAACACUUUUCACUUAAAGAAAAAGUUUUUUCGUUGUUUAAAGUGUAGCUAUGUUACUAGUGAGCGAGCAAAGUACACUAGACACUGCAAAUUUCAUUCAUUGCCAAAAUUGAAAUGCAGUUUUUGUGAUUUUCAAACAGCUUAUAAAUGGAACCUUGAUCGCCAUCUAAAAAAUCAUGGGUUAGAAGGAGCCUUCAGAUGCUGUGAAUGUUCUUUUAAGACUCAUGAUAAACAGUCCUUAUUGAUGCAUCAGUGUGAUCAUAAGAAUUCUAACUGUGAACAGGAAGAGAGCAGCUUUCCUGAUUAUACACAAGGUGAAUAUAGAUUUGUUGACAGGAGUUCUAGUGCAGAAAAUAAUAAUGAUGAUUCACUUGUCCAUGAUGAAAAUUGUAAAAAUUCUCCUAAAUUAUCUUUUACCUAUGAUAAGGUAGAGGCUAUGAAAAGUAAUAAGUUAAUGAAAAAAAGACUCAAAUGUCGUUUUUGUGCUUUUACUGCUUGUCCAUCUGGUGUAAGAAGACAUGAAAUGGGACAUCUAACAAAGAAGAAAUACUCGUGCCCAACCUGUGGAUUGGGUUUUGAUCUUCUUCCGUAUUUCACUCGUCACAUAAAACAGGAGCAUGGAACAACUGAAAAAGUAGCCAAGAUUAUUGUACAAGGUCUAAAAAGAAAGAGUGGAACUGUCAAAUCAAUUCCAACUUGUGUUGUCUGUGGUUACAAAUCAAAGUGGAUGUCAGAGUUAGAGAAACAUCUUCGUGUUCAUUCAGGAGAAAAACCCUUUUUAUGUUGUUAUUGUCGAUACCAGACUAAAUGGAAAGGAGAUUUAACUAGGCACCUGAAAAAGUAUCAUCCCAACAAACCCGAAAUGCCAUUUUUCAAACAAAAACUUGUGCCAAAAAUUAAAAUAAAGAUGGCAAAAAGUUCUUUACCUGUCAUAAAUAGUCACAUGUCCAAUGGGAGUGUUAAGUACAAAGUUUCUGUUCCUGUGAAAAAAGAUAUUAAGACACUAACAAAAAAGAUAUCACAUUUGAGUGAUAAUGAGGAGUUACCCCUUGACUUAAGUGCUCCCCCAAAAAUUACCAGCUUUAUAAAUGAGUACAAAAAUAUGUCUUAUUCAGAAGUUAAUAUUUGUAAAGAUGAACUUAAUAAUACCUCACAAAAUGGUGAACAGAAAUUACAGUUAGAGAUCAGCAGUGUGAAUGAACAUGAUUCAACUAAUUGUUCAUCAGAAAAAAUGAAAACUAAGAAAUACAAAUGCAACCAAUGUCAUUUUGAAACACUUUCAGUCUCCAGUUUUCACACUCACUAUGUACAGCAUCAUGAUAGACAAGAAUUUAUGUGUUCUGCUUGUGGGUACAAAUCUGAGAAGCAAUGGGAAAUAACAAAACAUAUUAAGAUGAAGUUUGCUAAUGAUCCAGUACAUCACUAUGCUACCUGUUUAUUGUCUUGUAAUAUGGGAGAAGUUGACUUUACUAAGUACUUAAAGUUUUUGAUUGAAGCACCACCAGAUAACAAUUUAAAAAACCAUACAAAAUCUGACAUGGAGAAAAGUAGUGAAAUAUUUAAUGAAAGUGCAGUGAUCUAUGACAAUAACAAUGAUACAACUCAGAACAAAAUUAGUCCAGCUCAUCUGGUGCAAUCAACUAAUUCCAGAGAAGCUAGAAAUAAAAUAUUUAAAGUUGGUUUAGUAGGAAAUUAUUCAAAUAAUAUAAAUAAAUUAUAUCAUUGUAAUCUUUGUAAUUUCAAACAUUCUGACAGGAAAGUUGUUGUAAGUCAUAUGACUGUUCAUGCUGGAGUUAAACCUUAUCGCUGUCGUAUCUGUAAGUUUACAUCUAACUGGCGACAUGUAAUCCUUAGACACAUAAAAAAUAAACACUGUGGAAAUUUCAAAGAUCUAGAAGAAUGUUUUAGUUUUAAGUUGAAGAGCCGUGUUCUGCAUCUUACAAGUAUAUCGACAGAAAGCAAACAAGUUGCUAAGAAAAACUGCUAUCCCCUUGAGUGGUUUAAGUGCAACUUGUGCCCCUAUAGUUGCCAAAAGCAGUUCUACAUGAAAACCCAUCUAAAGCAACACCAGCCAAGAGAUGGGUCACUUUUAAAGUGUUUACAUUGUCCAUAUUAUGUAAAAUAUCGUAAAACACUUGUAAGACAUAUGAAGUUGCAUGAACAGUAUUCUGCCAACAUAACCAUAAAACAUUCUAUGAAUAGUGCUGCUGGUAGAGGUGAGGAUUGGGAAGAUGCUUCCAUUCAUUCCUGUAAAAAGGAUAAAAAAAAUAGUUCUAAUGAUAUUUUUGAAGAUGUCAAAAGUACUCUUAAAUGUGUUGGUGACAUUGAUAAAACCGAGGAAACAUCCACUAACCCACUUUUUGGAUGUACAUCAUUGUUUAAAAAGUAUAUGUGUAGUCAAUGUCCUUAUAAAAGUGACAACAGGAAACAGUUUCUUCAUCACAAGCAGUUCCACCGACCAAACAGAGCUGCCCCACAUAGGUGCACAGUUUGCUCAUAUUGGGCAACCCGACUACAUCUGUUGAAACAGCACAUGAAGCUUCAUAUAAUUCAUACAAAAUCGAUUGACAGAGAGAAUGAGUUUCCCAGCAAGGAAAGUAUUCAAGAAGAUGUCCCUUUUGAAAUAACAGAAAAAGGAAACUUUCUUGUGAAAACAUACAAGUGUUGCUAUUGUCCAAUGAAAAACCGGCGUCGAGCAAAUGUCAAACUCCACAUGUCAAUGCACAAUAGAGACACAGUUUCCAAAUUUUCUUGUCCUAUUUGCAAUUAUCAAUGCAAUAAUCAGGGAGUGUUAGGUGUACACUUAAAGUUACACCAGGAAAGUGAAGUUGAUGUUUUUUUGAAAACAACUAAUGGUACAGAAAUACUGAAAGGAUGUUCUACACCUCCUGAACCCAUUAUUGACUCAAAAAAUGUACAGAAUGAAUCCUGUGUCAAUUAUAAUGAAAAAAGAACAUUAAUAGGCAAUGAAGGAGAAAAACUGAAUCUGUUAACUGAACAAUGCUCAUUAACUCCUUACAACCGAAAGGUAAACUUUAGCUAUUUUUGUAUGAACUGUCCAGCACUUUUCAAAAGCAUUGGUGGUUUCAGAACUCAUAAAAGUUUACAUGGAGCUAAUCAUCCAUUUCGCUGUCCUUUCUGUGAUUAUACAGCAAGACAUAAACCACACUUACACAAACAUCUUUUGGUACACAGCCCAGCUUAUGCUGCCAAACGAAAGGCAUCAAAUGCACCACCACUUAACAUAUCUGACAAGAUGUGUAAUCUUCAAGACUCAAAUAAAUACAGUUCUGAUAAAAAUGAGAAAAGUGGGAUAAGUAUUAAAGAAAGUACAAUGAAUAACCAGAUGCUACUGCUAGAAGAAGCCGAAACACAGUCUUAUUUGCAGGGUCUUUGCCAAAAAGUAUCACAAAAGCUAUUUAGUUGUCCACUUUGUCCUGCCAAAUUUGUGAAACAAACAACUUUGAAUUUUCAUUUAGGACUCCAUGGUGGACCUGGCCUACAUAUUUGCUCUAAUUGUAACUAUACUGUACCAACAACAUGCAGUCUGUUAACUCAUACUGCACUGCAUUCACAAUUGUAUAAAUUUGAACAUUUGCAACAGAAAAGUUAUCAAUGCCCGAAAUGCCCUGCUGCAUUUUCCAAACACAGUCGCUAUGACCGUCAUGUUUUGUUACAUGGCAAAAAAUCAAAAUACACAUGCGAAAAAUGUGACUACUCAGUUAGGUGUGCUGCUAAUCUGUACAAGCACAACAAUGUGCAUGAGAAAACUCUACUACACAACCCUUAUGUUGUACAGGAGGCCUCUGUUCCUCAAGGUUUGAUUUAUGGUAAACAGGUUUCUGAAAAAAAUACAGUAUCAGCAGAAUCUCGUGUGGAUGCUAUUUACAAAGAAAAUAUAAAACAUAUUUUUCGCUGUGAUCGUUGCCCUUACACGAGUGAGAAUAAGAAUGAGGUCCAGAAUCACCAGAAACAACACAAUGCACAAGGAGGAAUUACUUGCCCACAUUGUGACUAUAGAACUACACUGAUGUCAUGCAUACUAGAUCAUAUUAACAGCCAUUUUCAAGUCCAGGACUUUCUUACAGUUAAAGCAUUUAUGGAACCCAUGGUAGAACUUUGGAGUGUAGAAAAUGAAAAUAGAGAGCAAAUAUUUAGUGCUGAUAAAACUUCUAUACACUAUAAGAGCUUUGAAACAUUACAAGAAGUUGAAUAUUUGGGUCUUGCAAGAGACAAGAUACAUGAUGGUACAGCCAGGAAUUUUCAGUUAUCUGCUGAACCUGAUUCUGGUAACAAGUAUUCUAAAGAAGAGUUCCUAUUGAAUCUAAAUGUAGUAGAAAAGAAAAAUGUUUCAGUAAUACGAAGUGAACAUAACACUAAGAUAUUAAAACCAAUUGAAAAAUAUUUUCAUAGAGAUGUUACGUAUGUACAGUUAGCUAAGCAAAAUGCAUCUGAGAAAUUGGCAACUGAAUUCUGCUCCAUCAGUAGAGAAGUACAUAAUUUGCAGAAAACACAAUGCCAGCAAAGUGAAGUUUCACAGAAUUUAUUUUCAGAUGCUAAAGUUCCAUUGUCAACUGAGAGUAAUGGUUUAUCUCUGGAAGAGCUGAAAACUAUAACAUCUCAAGUUUCACAAGUUUGUGAGUCUAAUAAAGAAAAUUCUCUUUUGGAAUAUAAUGAAGAAAACAUGUGCAUGAAUCAAGAUUCUUCAGAAUGUAAAGAAUUUCUAUUACAUAAGGCUGGAGAACUAAAGGUUUCCCAACUUGUUUGUGAUAAUAGUGCUCAACUUAUAAAAAGUUCCUUAUCAGAAUCAACUAAUAUGAAACAAGGUUUGCACACUGACUUACAGCUAAAUGUAAAACCUGCUACAGAUACCCAUUUUGUCAUCAAAAAAAGAAAGGAAAAAAACUUGCUGUUACCAGAAUCAUUAACCAUGGAAGGGAAAGAAAAUAAACUAGAAGAUCCAUACAUGAACUUUCAUGAUUAUGAGACCAAGUCAAAAUUUUCAGUGAAAAAUUCUGUAACAGAUGUUAAAGAAACCAACAAAAGUCAAAAUGAACCUCAAAUUGUUUUGAGUCAUACAAACAGUUGUCAAUUCAAAAAUGAUAAUAGCACUUCAAAUGAUGAGGAGCUUAAAAUCAUGAAAAAAGAGGAACCUGAUAAAUUGGAAACAUGGUGUCAAGAAUCUAAUGUAAAAGACCUGAAGAAAUAUGAAUCACCUGAAUUAUCAUCUGUUAGUGAAUUUGUAAGUCCAUUUCUAAAAAAUACUUUAACAGCAAAUGAUCCAAGCUGUAUUAAUAUUGAUACACCCAAAGAAGACUUCAUCAAAUCUCAUAAACAGAAGGAAGUUAAGGAUAUCAAUGAACAUGACACUGAUAUUUCUGUAGAAGAGUUAAUGCGUAAGUCAGAGUCUGACUCCAUGUGUACAAAACCUUGUGCAGAACAGAACAAUGAAUCAAUACAGCACCACACAGAAACUGUUAAAGAUUUUUCACAUGAACAUAAAAUGAAUGAAAUCUCUACAGAACAGUCUGAUUCCAUUUUAAGCCUGAACAAUUUAAGCCUGUUUUCCAUUGUAAAUGAGAAUGAUAUGGAUCUUGAUGGUCAGACUGAAAAUUUCAUGUUGGAGGAUAGUAAACCAGUAUUUUUACAUUCAGAAAGGAAAAUAGAAGUACUAGAAACUCAGAAACAGAUCACAACCUUUGAGACAGGUAACACUUUAUAUAAUGAUUUUAGACCUCCUAAUUCUGUUAACAUACUGAACCAUAAUUCUGAUAGCAUUCAGUCAAAUGAUGUAACUGAGCUGUCAUCAGUUUUAGAAAAUAGUCAAGAAAAAAAUGAAGGUAAAUUUUUUAAAACCAGUUUGACUUCUGACUCUCAACUUUUGGACCUGACAUCAAUGACUGAGGACCAAACUGAUGACUUUGUCAUAGGCAGUGAUAUGUUUUAUAUUUGGGAUGUUGAGUUAUCAGAUUAUUCAGAUGUUGGUGCCAAUGUUUCAAUUGGUGAUUCUAAAGAAAAUAGCAUGUGCUCCUUGGGUGUAAAUUAUGAUUUGUGCACAUCAAGCAACAGUAUAGUUUGUUUAUCCCAAGAGGAAAUUGAUUCUUACGAUUUUGAAUAUCACACCUCUGUUGAAUCAAAGCAAAGUAGAAGUGAGCUGUUUGCAGAAACUAAAAAUCAAGAACAAUAGCUGUAUAUACUUACCAUGAUAGUGUUUUUAACCAAUUUCAUUUAAUUGAGAUUUUAAAUUUUUUCUGUCAUAGUGUUGUUCUUGUAUGGUAUUUAUUCCUGUAUUUAUCGUACUAUUAAAUAUAAAUUUAACACACAAA
Messenger RNA from Limulus polyphemus (Atlantic horseshoe crab), 7497 nucleotides. RefSeq lists its product as uncharacterized. Gene Ontology annotation, cellular component: nucleus. Gene Ontology annotation, biological process: regulation of gene expression. The coding region runs from base 219 to 7358 and encodes 2379 amino acids. The record is from RefSeq and is a predicted model, not a curated record. The transcript is spliced from 2 exons. NCBI's taxonomy places the organism in Eukaryota, Metazoa, Arthropoda, Merostomata, Xiphosura, Limulidae.